This is a messenger RNA of Botrytis sinoallii, 1047 nucleotides long. RefSeq lists its product as uncharacterized. The transcript is spliced from 2 exons. Gene Ontology annotation, cellular component: nucleus. The record is from RefSeq and is a predicted model, not a curated record. Bases 1 to 1047 code for a protein of 348 amino acids. Gene Ontology annotation, biological process: rRNA processing. NCBI's taxonomy places the organism in Eukaryota, Fungi, Ascomycota, Leotiomycetes, Helotiales, Sclerotiniaceae.
AUGGGUUCAAGUGCGAGAAAAAAGAGGGAAAAGAAGAAGGACUUUCAAAAAGUAAAACUUCGAGUUGGCAAGACUAAAGCAAAAGCCGACAACUUUACAGACACCAGUUUCAAGUCCAAAUCAAUUGUUGUAAAUCAACAAUCUCUUACAACUGCUGCACCUUCGAAUGUUGUACAGUUCACCCAUUAUCUUUCAUUGGCAUCGACCUCAAAAUCAGACACUCAACGAAAAGAUGCGCUCUCAUAUCUUACGACUCAACUCUCUUCUCAACCCGUAAACGAAUCAAUACCCAUCCCAACUGCUGUUAUUCUCCCAAAACUCCUACCUUUAAUCCUUGAUGGAAAUGCCUCUGUGCGAGCACAGCUUCUCAAAUUCCUUCGACUUUUACCACCUGCAGAUAUCGGUGAUCGAGCAGAAUCCGCCUUACUAUACACAAGAGCUGGUAUGACACAUUUGGCCACCGAAAUUCGAGUAGAUGCUUUAGCCGUAUUAGAAUGGCUUCUUCAAGUUGCAGGAGAAGAUGUAGUUUCAUGUCCGGGUGGGUGGGUGAAAACAUUGAAAAGUUUCAUGUCAAUGAUAGGCUGGACUACAAGUAGCGCGACGUCAAAAUGGUCAUCUGCAAGUAGAGUUAGUUUUGGAAUAAGUAGGGCUAGUUUUGAGAAGUCAGGGAAAACUCUUCCAAGACAAUUGAUGGUGCUUUCCCAAUUUCUCAAGGCUGGCCUUGUGGAACCGGAAAUGGUUGCGCAGCCUACUACGAAGGGAGAUAAUUUCCCGCUUUUCGAUGUCGAGCGACAUAUGAUACCUUCUAGAGCGAACGCAUAUGCGCAUCUCAAUCUAUUUGGGUCAUCGAGAGAUGAAGAAGGAGAAAUGUAUAUUGACAGAGAAGAUCGGCAAAGAGUUUUCCACAAAAGAUUCGAGGCAGAUUUACUCAUAGGAGUAGAGCAUGCUAAGAGGGAAGCAGGUGAAGCUGGCAGAGCUGCAGCAGUUCUCACCAAAGUUCUACGGGAUGGUAUGAAUGAUUAUAGUGGCGUUGAUGAUACCCAAUAA